Messenger RNA from Panicum virgatum (switchgrass), 1735 nucleotides. RefSeq lists its product as uncharacterized. Bases 285 to 971 code for a protein of 228 amino acids. The transcript is spliced from 5 exons. NCBI's taxonomy places the organism in Eukaryota, Viridiplantae, Streptophyta, Magnoliopsida, Poales, Poaceae. The record is from RefSeq and is a predicted model, not a curated record.
GCGUGGCUCCCCACUCGCAUAUGCGUGGUAUAGACGAUAUAUGCGUGCGCGGUGGGGGUGCUAAAGGGCAUAUUGGCCCGACUGAUAGCCGUGCAAUGUUCAUUUCCAAAGUCAGGCGUAUUGAACCAUUUAGGGGAGAGGGGUGCUACGGAUAGUUUCUUGCGAAAAAGAUCACAUAUUUUUGGGACGCGGCGGCACGGGAUGUGGUGGCGCCUGUGGAGGUGGAAGAGCAAGGGCACCGGUGCCCGCUUCCCCGCGGUGGCCGUGCGCGGGUGAAGACAAGGAUGGCCGCGUUGCAGAAGGAGGAGGUGGCGGUUCUGGCCCCAGACACCUUGCAAGGGAGCCAGAGGACGGGGGCAGUGGAGGGCAUGGCACUUGUGGAGACGGAAGAGGUAGCCACAGGAAAGAGAAGGACGAGGAGGUCUGCAAGAUCGAAGAUGAAGAUGGCUUUGGAUCAGAAAGCUGAUUCCUCUGAUGUUGCCAUUGGGUCGUCUGCUGUAGUUUCAGAAAAGGACUGUGAUGAUCCUAAAACGCACAGUAUGAUCUUGGUGGUGGAGGAAGAUUUCACAAAAAGUCAGAAUGUGACAAAGACGCAUGUAGUGCAUGAGAUGGAGGAGGUGCCAGCCCCAGCCAUCCUGCGGCGGAGCCAGAGGACAGCAGUGCCUGUUGAGGCCGAAGAGGUGGGUACGGCAAAGAAAGGGACGAGAAGGUCCACAAGAUCUAAGAUGGCGGCAGCAGUACCGAAGGGGCAGAAAGAUCACUCUUCUGAAGUGGCCCUUGGGUCUGCAGAUAAAAGUUGUGAUCGUCCUAAAGAGGAUGAAGUGGUUGCUGUGGUGGAGGAACAGGCCACAAAGCCACUUGAAGGUGGGAAUGAAAAAGGAGGACCGUGGCAUAUAGAAUGGAUAUGCUGGCCCCAGUCACCUUGCAGCGAAGCCAGAGGACAUCAGCACCAGAGGCCACGGUGCCUGUAGAGGCGGAAGAGGUGGCUACAACAAAGAGGAUGAGACGAGCAAAAUCUAAAGCUGCUAGGGCAGCCUUGAAUAUGAAGAAAAAUGAUUCUUCUGAUGCAGUGGUCAUUGGGCCUCCAGUAUUAGUCUCAGAUCAGACCUGUGAUGACUCUAAGGAAGAGAAACUUGUUGCAAUGAUGGAGAAACAGGUCACAAAGCGCAAGGAAGAAGAACAGGAGCAAAGGAGUACUGUUCACAAGUCUGCUUCCAUGGUAAGAGUGGAGGAUCCAGCAACCCUAAGCAUUUUGCCUAAGGUGGAAGCCGAAGAUAUUCCUGAUAAGACAGUGCCUGCUGAGACCAUCAAGGAAGAUGCUUUCACUACCACUUGUGAGGUCGACCAGUCUAAUCUUCUUGUCAAUAUACUUAGCAGAUUUGCAAAGCCUAUGCAUAAGUUCAACGUCAAGGAGGAGAAGAAAGAGGGUGAGUGUUGGUGGAUGCUUAUGUAAGUUACAAGCAGAAGCAGCUGUAGGACACCAGGCCUAGUCAGUAGCUGCCAACAACCAUCAAUUGAUAUAAUCCGUAUUGGAGGGCAUGAAAAUGUCUAUAAUCAGGAUUAGAAGAGAUGGAUCAAAAUUUCCAAUGCUUUUGGUUUCCUCCUAGAAAUCUGGAACUUAAACUAGUAUAGCCCUUGUUUUUUUACAACUGAAACGAGAAUGUUUCAGGCUAAAGCUAAUAAGUCCUUUCAUAUGCCCAUAAUCAAAUUGCAUGAAUAAAGGUCUUAUUAUAGA